Molecule: messenger RNA, 2588 nt
Organism: Drosophila busckii
Lineage: Eukaryota; Metazoa; Arthropoda; Insecta; Diptera; Drosophilidae
Product: alpha-protein kinase 1
Exons: 3
Coding region: 789-2435 (548 amino acids)
Source: RefSeq, a predicted model, not a curated record
CGGCUGUUUUCAGUGUGCGCCGCAAUGAAAAUCUGCUAAAAAGCUAAAUAUAAAAAUCAGCGCAGCGCUCGGUCGUCUGUCGUUGCAUUGUUUUGUAAGUGCAGUCUGUGCAUAGCGAGAAACCAUCGCUGUCUGGUAAAAAACUAUGUGAAGAACGAAGUAUUCAGUUUGUGUAUGUGUAUGUACAUUGUUUUUGUAUGUGUAUUGGGCACACCACUGAGACUGGAAAACGCAUAUUAUAAAUGAAAACGCUUGAAAUGUGUAAGUCUGACACAAAAAAUACGAAACUUGGUUGUAUUUGCACACAAGUUGAUAAAGUUUACGUUUUCUUUGCCAUUUCGUUCUGCCUACACACCCCCACCAUCAAUGCUUUGUAGACAACGGCAGCGAGUUUCUCCACCUCCUCCCACUUGUGAUUGUGCAGGGUGCGCAUUGAAGGGUGUUUGUGUGCGUGCAAGAUAAAGACUUGAGUUCAAAGGCAAUAUAUAUUGAAUGUACAUACAUAUGUAUAAGUCUGUAUGUAUGUUUGUUUGGACUAAAUGUCAACGCGUAAUAUGCACACACAUUAAUAACGCACAAAAGGUCAAAAGUUAAAUUGAACAGAGGACCCAAAGCGUCGCAAUGUUGUAAGGCAUGCUUUAGCAGUAUAAGAGCGCAAGCGAAAGCGUAUGUAACAAAGAGCAAAAGGCACAAAGUCGAAACGACAGCCGGGUGAAAAGUACGACAAAACAAAAGACUGCUUAAAGCUAAACAAAUAGCAAUCGCAACAAUAAAGAAAAGCUACAAACAUGUCGGCAGCGGAGCUAGAAGCUGAGAGCUCCGCACAGGAGCAACAUACGCAACAACAACAGCAGCAACAACAACAGCAGCAGCAGCAGCAACAACAACACACAAGCAAUAAUAGCACUGCCAGUGAUGCUGAAGCUUCAAGCUACGAUAUGGAGCUAAACGAAACGAUUGAGACUUUGACAACAAACAACAACUACAACAAUAAUAUGGAUCAACAACAAGCACAAAUGCAACAACAACAAGAUCAGGCUGAACUGGGUCUGGGCAUGACACUAAUGCAAUCAUCGCCACCACCACACAGUUACCGACACUCGCGUGCUUAUCGUCACUUUAAGAACCCGCCGCAGCCGCACAUGUGCAUACGCACCACCACAGAGACGGGCGAGGAGCUGUUCAUCAAUGUGCUCAGCUGGACACGCAUUGUUAUACCACAAGAGCCCAGUGAUCCCAUACCCCUAUAUGGUGGCAUGCGCGUGCCACCUGGCAGUCCGCGCAGUCCACCGAUUGUCUUUGCUGUCAUGGCUAAUCCAGAGGUGCUCAAGGACUCUGGACGUCAUAGUAAGGAUCCAGAGGAGCGACGCGCCAUGGUAGAGCUCAUGUGUGACUUUGUCGAGGCUAUGAAUCCAGGCGUAAAAUUAGUCAGAAACGCCGUUAUACUCAAGGAUCGUGACAUUUCGGGCGAGCUUAAAGACGUUUGGAAUGCGGUGCAGGCGCAACGUGAUCGUGAGCGCGAGGAGCAAAUGCUGCAGCAGCGCCAGCAGCAACAUUAUCAAAAUAUAACGACACAACAAAUGUUUCCCAAGUCGCCAGACGCAGUGCGCGCCGGCAGUUCUGGACAAUCAGCAGCUGAGCUGGGCUUACCGCCAGCUUACAAUGCGGAUCUAAUGUCGUCGGAUCAACAUGCUAAUGGCAUCACAUUGGCGGUGUUUGCUCAACAGCUAGACAACAAGGUGGCCAACGAACAGCUGGAGGAACAGCAGCCACAGCAACUAGAGCAAACAGCAGAAGGCCAAGAGCCAGCGCCAGCUGAAGUAAGCAGCGAUCAGACAGAUGCAGCUGUUGCCAUAAAUGGCACGGACAAUACCGAGUCUGCUGCUGAGCCUCAGGCAUCAGAAGCAGAAGACAAAUCAGCUGGCAGCAAUGGUGUUGUUAGCACAGCAGCCACACCCACGAUCAUGCCCAUACCCAACAAUACGCCCACUGCCAGUAACAAUACAGUGCCCACUGCCACGCCUAUAGCAACAGCAACAGCUACACCUACACCCACACCCACACCCACCCCCAGUCCAGCAGCGCCAGUUAAGAAAGAAAAGCUUGGUGGCUUCUUGCCCAACGGUUGCAUUUUCCCGCGUUUCAAAAACAACAAGCACAAGGAUAAAGACAACAAUCACAAGGAGACCAAAAGUAAAGAGAAAACGCUGCUCAAUGCGCUCAAGAAGAGCAAGGAGAAGAAGGUGGCGCCCAGUGAGCAAGCGACCAGCACCGACAACGGCACCACGCAAUACGAAAAGAACUGCAUCAACAAUCUGGAGUGUGAAGUGCAGAAGCUCGAUCUGAAUAGCAGCAACAAUGACAACAACAUGUUCAUCAAGCUCAAGGUGGCGCCCAGCGGUACGCCAGCAGCUGCUGCAGCGGCAGCCAAGUAAAUAAGCAGAGAAAACAAGCAAAUAUAAUUAAAGCAAGCUUUGGUAAGUAGGGCGUAGGCAGCAGAAGUAAAAGAGAACCCAAAACUAGCACUUCACUAGCACCUAGGCGUACAUAAACUCGUGAGCGUUUAGUAUAUACAAGAUUUACAUAUA